[Candida] anglica is the source of this 1041-nucleotide messenger RNA. NCBI's taxonomy places the organism in Eukaryota, Fungi, Ascomycota, Pichiomycetes, Serinales, Debaryomycetaceae. The record is from the annotation of a GenBank genome assembly.
AUGGCCAAAAGAGGACUCUUGACCCGUCCACGCACAAUUACCGGGAAAAAAACCACCCCAAAGGGUUUAAAACCACAACAAGCACGUCAACUUAUAAGAAGGUUCCAUGUACUUCAAAAAAAUAAAACAAGAAUAAUAUCCAAAAUCAACCAACAAUGGCCACACAAAUCCACUCCUGAGGGCCCUGAAGGACCAAUGAACCUAGAUGAAUCCAACUACAAAUCUGUGAUUUUAGAAAAAUUCUCAGGAAUUUACCCACACAAAGAUUUCCGUCUAAAUGAUCAAAAGAAGAAUCUUGAAACAAUCUUGAAACUUGACCAGAAAAUAUCUUUACAAGAUCUUGUUAAGGAGUUGGCCAAGAUAGAUGCCGAAAUAGAGUACCGCGGUGGUUUGAAGGCAUACCAGUCGGCAUCUACACAGGGCCAAAACAAUAACCGAGGUGGUGAUUCUUCCAAAAAGCUCAUUGAAUGGAUAACUGCCCACGCUCCUUAUGAGAAAUUUCUUAAAAACAAUAAAUCCGAGCCUCUUAAUGCAUUGGAAAUAGGAUGUUUAGACCCCAACAACGUGAUAUCCACCUGUGGGAUCUUCCAACUGGUAGCCAAGAUCGACCUCAACUCUCAAUCUCCACACAUUUUGGAGCAAGAUUUUAUGAAAAGACCACUUCCCGAAAAUUAUCAACAACGGUUUAAUCUCAUCUCAUGUCUGUUGGUGCUCAAUUUCGUGCCGACCCCGAAGGAAAGAGGUGAAAUGCUUCUUAGAAUCACCCAGUUUCUCAAACCACCCACCAAGAAGAAGCCCUCCAUGAGCAGUUUCUUCUUUGUGUUGCCAUUGCCAUGCUUACAAAACUCUCGGUACAUGGACUUAGACAGGUUUGAAAGCAUGAUGAGUGACUUGGGGUUCAGCAAGGUGUUCAGGCACGAGUCAAGUAAGAUCGUGUACUACUUAUUCGACUGGUCCGGGAAGGUCAAGCAGGUGAAAUAUCCCAAGAAGGAAUUGCAUUCUGGAGGUAGUAGAAAUAAUUUUUGUAUAGUAAUAGAGUAG